UUAUUUUGACAUUUCCUGUAGUUCCCGGAAGUUGGUGUUCCGCUCAGAGUGUUGCUCACGUGUGUAUGAAAACUCAUGAAAAUGGUGAAAAACGGCAAAUACAAACCGAAAUCAAAGAAGCAGAGUAAAUGUGUGCUAAUGUUUGAUGAUAAAGAUCGACAAGAAUUCCUCACAGGAUUUCACAAGAGGAAAGUGGAGCGGAGGAAAGCUGCUCUGGAGGAGAUGAAGAAGAAAAUCAAGGAGGAGCAGAAGAGAGUCAGAGAAGAGAGACACAAGGAAUAUAUAAAGAUGCUGAAGGAGCGACGAGAAGCUCUGGAUGAGGCAGAUGAACUGGAAGACGCCGUCACAGCGACCACCGAAUGUCUUCAGUACGAUCACCCUAACCACACCGUUACCGUGACGACCAUUAGUGAUCUUGACUUGUCAGGUGCAAGACUGCUUGAACCCAAAAAAGUCCAGACGACUGAAAACGAUGAAGAUGAUGAAGAGAGAGUGAAGUCCCUUCCAAAGAAAGCAGGAAACCCCAUCCUCUCUAAAAAAAUUCAGUCCCUCACGGCGUCGCUUCACAGUCGCACUAAACAGAAGAAGAGCAAACAGAAACGCAAACAGGACGUGAGGCGGCAACAUUCUCAGACUGACAGGAAGUCGUCAGCCAUCCAUGACAACAAACUCCGCCUUGGCAGAACAACCAAGAAGCAGAGACGCAGGCGGACGGGAAGGAACGAGCGACAUCAAGACUGACCGACAGACAGGACUGUCAUGUGAUGUGUUUGGGUCACAUGUUCAACACACUGCAGAUGUUUGUAUUUUUCAUGUAAUACUUUAAAGACAUUAAAAAUAGAUUUUUCAUCUGAAUAUUUGAUAUAUUCACUGUUCUUGAAUAUCAAUACAAUUUAUGUUUAAUAUUCCCUCCUCUAUGUAACUGUAAUGUGAAUAAAAUUCAUUAUUUAAA
Misgurnus anguillicaudatus (oriental weatherfish) is the source of this 952-nucleotide messenger RNA. RefSeq names its product nucleolar protein 12 (gene nol12). Gene Ontology annotation, molecular function: rRNA binding. The record is from RefSeq and is a predicted model, not a curated record. Gene Ontology annotation, cellular component: nucleolus. NCBI's taxonomy places the organism in Eukaryota, Metazoa, Chordata, Actinopteri, Cypriniformes, Cobitidae.